AACAGCAGCUUCCUCUGAACUACAAGGAAACUUUUCCCACCAAAACCAUCUGAAGGAUGAAUCCCAUCAGGCGCAGAGAGUCGGUGUGCAGGAGUCUGUUUGGCCCGGUGGACCGCGAGCAGCUGCGCCGGGACUUGACGCAGAGGAUGAAGGAGAUCGCAGAGCAGGACAGCCGCCGCUGGAACUUUAACUUCCAGACAGAAACGCCACUUCCCGGCAGGUUUCAGUGGGAGGAGAUCCCCGCAGACUGCGCCGCUGCUGCCUAUCAGGAGUCCGCACAGGUGAAGGACGACAUCUGUUCUCCACACACUGGUGAGGGAGAGGACAGGCUGAGCGACCGUGAGGAGAGCACAGGGGCCGACCAGGAGAACUGCUCCAGCAUCUCCAACACGCACAAGCGUCCCGCAGAAGUGACGCCCGUCCGGAGAAAGAGGUCCCUCUCAAAACCUGCAGCCAAGCCCAGGAGCAACGCACGAAUUACAGAUUUCUUCGCAAAGAGAAGGAGGACAACAGAAACCAAGAGCAUCCUGAAUCCGUUCCACACAAGUUCCAGUGAAGCAGCUUUUUGCAAAACAAUAAGGUGAACAUGCUGCUGAAAAUGGACUACUUAUAUUUUUGUGGACUGGACCACUGCACCAAAGGAGCUUAUUUUAUGUUAUUUUAAUUUUAUUCCUCUUUAUUUUAUUUUAUUGCCAUUUUUAUUAAUUUGUGAACCCAGGUUAAAUUAUGCCAUUUUCUGUUAUUUAUUUUAUUUAUGGCCUAUAUUUAAUUUCUUUGCAUUUUUCCAUUCCACAAAUAUGUUUGUUUAUUGAUGUUUAUUUCUCAUUUUCGUCUGGGUUGUUGUUAUGUGAGUAAGAACAUUUAAACAGCUCAAUGAAAUUUUUGUUUCUGUAUCUGUUUUUGUAUCUUGUUGGUGUAUUUCUGUAAUAUUUGCUGCUGGUGUAAAGCACUGUUAUGUCCUUUGAUAUGUUCGCCUAAAUUAACUGAGAUUGUAAAUGCCUACAAGUAUUGUAAGUUUAAUAAACUGUUUUAUCAGUGA
This is a messenger RNA of Centropristis striata (black sea bass), 1039 nucleotides long. RefSeq names its product cyclin dependent kinase inhibitor 1Ca (gene cdkn1ca). Lineage: Eukaryota; Metazoa; Chordata; Actinopteri; Perciformes; Serranidae. Gene Ontology annotation, cellular component: nucleus. Gene Ontology annotation, molecular function: cyclin-dependent protein serine/threonine kinase inhibitor activity. The record is from RefSeq and is a predicted model, not a curated record. Gene Ontology annotation, biological process: regulation of cell cycle. The transcript is spliced from 2 exons. Bases 57 to 584 code for a protein of 175 amino acids.